AUGUCUUUCAACAUACUGCGAGUGUGGUGGUUUUUUGUUGCCUGCGCACUUGCGCAGCAUGCAAAUAUCUCGAAUGGAUUUAACGCGACAUUGACAAGUCCCAUUUCGCGAUCGUCCGCCAUCGACCCAAUCCUUUCUUGCGACCGAGAAUGGGCAUCUUACUCGAAGUCCAGCAUUCUGGCCUACAAACCUACCUCUGAAGUAACGAUGACCAAAGUUACCGUGUAUACAGAAACUGUCUAUCAAACGACAUAUACCUGUUCAUCAACAUGUGGGUCCGUAUGCUAUGCGGAUGUUACCACUACCGAUUCAACGAUCUCGGAAAUUACUAGCACGCAAACUGAGGUUUCUACCAAGUGGGCGAAAUACAAUGGGACUGCGCCAACAUGCACCAUCCCCUCAACCGCCUGCAAGUCCAUCUGGGAGGUUUGGUCUCAGUCGACGUCUGUGUGGAACACGUGGUAUAACAAUAUGGGGCCUCCCGAGUCGGAACCUCCUUGGCCGUACGCUACACCUGGGUGCAAACACUGUAGUCAAACUGGUUGCUGGAUUCAAGGAUCUGGGAAAUUGCAACUCUACUACUGGCCAGUCCCGACCACGGUUGCGCGGGAUAUGUGUACAGACUUUCCCACUAAGGGGUAUUUUGACCCUUGGCAGAGUGGCAAGUAUAGUAACACAAGCUAUACGCCUAUUACAACUGGCCCUUCUACAGUCAUCGAUGGCAAUACGUACUACCAAGGCAAUGUUUACCUCUCUAUCCCAUUGGGCAGUGUCACCGACAACUGCCGAUCCACACUUGGUGGUGUCCAUUCGAACAUUCUUUUGACCUUGGCUUCGACCGAUAUAUAUACAAACCGAAACGAUAAGCUGGGAAUCUACCCGAUUGAUUACGCUGAUUUCAACACUCCUUACCCUUGGAGUGCAUACAAAGGAGCCUUGCAAGACUGUCUUACUGGCAUGAACAUUAAAAUGGGGCCAUGGUGUACCCGAUCUGUCGUUUUCCAGGAUCAAUUCCAUCCCAUUGUCCAACUCCCAAUCUCAAUGCAGUGGGUCGACCCAGCGUGGAGUGGCUGUACCCUUGCAAUGGCGCUUCGCGAUCCGCCAGUCGCUUUGUCGCCGGUGUCUAUGGUGAUAACAAAGCCGGCUGCAGCCCCUGCCCAAACUACACCUGCACUACCACCUAGUAGUCCAAAAGCGGUGGCUACUCAAACAAAAGCCUCGGAUCCUGGACGUGCUGGACAUCGACCCGGUAAACCUGAGCAUGGCGAUCCGGAGGAUUCUCCACGGCCGUCAGGGACGGCAGGGAUACAGAACAGCCCAACCACCCCAAUAGCGCCGGUAGUUACGAUCGGUCCAACCAUACUCCCCCUGGAUCCAAACGGCGGUGGCCUAAUUAUUGAUCCCGGCACAACAAUUCAAAAAGGUGGUACUGCGGUGACUAUAUCUGGAACCACGAUCAGUAUUGGCGACAGGUCUGUCACACUCAGGUCUCCGGCCGGGGUGACCUCUAUCCCCAUUGGAAGCGCCGGCUCAUCCGCCCACAUCACAGUCGGUUUUCAGGAGCUUAACUUCGAUUCUGCAGGAAAUCUGCUUGCUGUAGGAGUGACAUUGAAGCAGGGAGAUCCCGCGAUAACAAUCGCCGGAUCGGUGGUCAGCAUGGGUGUGUCUGGAAUUUUAAUCACGAAUCCAGGGACCGGUGUAAUCAAGUCCAUAUCCCUCUCCAGCCUUCAAGGCAUGCAGGUAAUCAAUGUGGGCGACCAGGCAUUGACAAUUGAUCCAGCUGGGAACCUGGUACUCCAUGACGGGAAGACGCUGCAUAUUGGUGAUCCAGCCAUUACAAUCUCAGGAACAGUUAUUAGCAUUGGAACUGCUGGAGUUGUGGUAACUGGACCAACUGGGAGUACUAGCUACAUUGACAAAGUGGGAUUGGGAAAUGAGUAUGGGGCAGGCGGGAUAUCAGUGGCUUCAUCACUAUCCGGAGCAUCCCAGCAAUUGAACGAAGCUUCAACAACGAGUGCCGUACAAGCGCCGUCACCAAAGGGGAGCGCGGGGGGGCAUAAAUUAGAAUGGAAACCGCCUAACCGGCCUUCAUUCCAACAAAUUGAUUCCAAAGCGAAGCUGAGGGGCAAGUUGUUGGCGUCUCGGUUCUGUUCCGCCUCCGCUUCUGAUUGCCCUUGCGAUAGCCGCGCUUUCCUGUUACUUAACAUUGGGCAAUACGCACAGGAGCCUGGGCCCGCGCGGCAGCCGGAGAGAGCUGUGGAACCUGGGAAGAUUUACCCCUCACAUCUACAGCGAUGUCUUCCCCAUCCGCGCCUGCCUUCAAUCUCAACGGACAAUUGCACUUUUUCCAUAUCCGCAGGAUGA
Messenger RNA from Lindgomyces ingoldianus, 2364 nucleotides. RefSeq lists its product as uncharacterized. The record is from RefSeq and is a predicted model, not a curated record. Bases 1 to 2364 code for a protein of 787 amino acids. Lineage: Eukaryota; Fungi; Ascomycota; Dothideomycetes; Pleosporales; Lindgomycetaceae. The transcript has 6 exons.